Molecule: messenger RNA, 1530 nt
Organism: Microstroma glucosiphilum
Lineage: Eukaryota; Fungi; Basidiomycota; Exobasidiomycetes; Microstromatales; Microstromataceae
Product: acyl-CoA N-acyltransferase
Exons: 5
Coding region: 1-1386 (461 amino acids)
Biological process (GO): subtelomeric heterochromatin formation
Cellular component (GO): nucleus
Molecular function (GO): histone H4 acetyltransferase activity; histone binding
Source: RefSeq, a predicted model, not a curated record
AUGGCUGAGAGUGACAAGUGGGCUGCCAAUGCCAACGAAGCCCUGUCCCUACAGCUGGUAGGCGCCCCAAGCCCCGCGGACAAGCUCUUCGGACCAGAAUUCACAUACCAGGUCGGCUUCGGUCAGGAAGAGACCAUCUUUGGCUACACGCGCCUCGAUAUUCGCCUCUCCUUCACCCCUUCCAACCUGCAUACCCUUCUCAGCGUAACAUUCUCAGCAGUCAACGAGUCCACUACAGCCAAGAUUGACGACAUACCCUCCAUACUAGAAGAAUAUCUACCCGAAGACUAUACGACCGAUGCUGAGGUGUUCGGCAAGAGGCUAGAGGAAGAAGAGAAAUCGGACUUCACGCCUUUUGGCGAGAAGGUGGGAGAGUAUGAUGUACCAGCAGCGGCAAGAAAAGGCAAAGGGAAAGGUCAAGGGAAAAGGUCCGCCCCUGGCGCAAGCUCGAGCAAAGGGACAGCUUCUGGCUCAGCCGCCUCGAAUGCAGACUCGGAUCAUUUCGAGGUGUACCGUACGACUUGGGCUACGCCAGGCUGGAGGGAGUUCCAUCGGAGGAUGCAGCUGUUUGCCCUGCUCUACAUCGAAGGCGCAAGCUACAUACACGAGGACGAAGAGAAUUGGCAAUGGUUGACGACAUGGCACAAGUCUGUGGAUGCGGAAGGUAGGAUCAAAUACGUCUUCGUAGGCUAUACCAGUCUCUACCGCUUCUGGCACUAUCCCUCUUCAUCGCGACUCCGUCUCUCGCAGUUCCUCAUCCUCCCUCCAUAUCACAAGCAGUCUCACGGGACCCAUCUCUACCAGAUCGCCUACUCUUCGACACUAGAGUCCGAUUCAAUCACCGAGCUCACCGUCGAGGACCCCAACGAGGCCUUUGAUCGCCUCAGGGAUACCGCUGAUCUCAAGCGGCUACUGGCUCCAGGAGCAAUCAUUGAACAAAUGAAGGAGGAAGAAGGAGGCUUACGCUCCCCACUGGAUAGAGUCAGGAGUGAGAGAUGGAGAUUGAAGGCAAAGAUUGCCAAGAGGCAGUGGAGCCGUUUGAUCGAGAUGAUCCAACUCAUGGAGUUGGACCCUUCGGACCCUGUGGCUAUCAAGGCAUAUCGACUGCAAGUGAAAGCCAGACUGUACCGUUUCAACAAGGACAUACUGACCCAGUUGACACUGCAAGAGCGCCACUUGAAGCUACAGGAAACGUACGAAUCGCUCCUGGAAGGAGAGUACGGCGACCUCGUGGGAGUGGACGUCGAGCCAUUCCUGGAUGGCCCUGGUGGAGAGGAUGACGAUGACGAAGAAGAUGACGGUGGUUUGGCGCAAGGCAACGGCUGGCUGGGCAUGUUUGGCGGCGGUGGUGCAGCUGGCGGUGGAGGCAAAAGAAGGAAAGUCUGAGCUGACAGUCGUUGCAAGACACAGAGUAGCUUCGUACCACUGUCGAGCUCUGCACAUAUCAACACAUUGCAAGUCAGGCCGCGUCGCUUGGUGCAGUCGUAGAUGCAAGUCUGUAUGGAAUAUCUCAAUUCUUUGGGCUAGACC